CCAGGUCCUGUCACACACCUGAGGGCAGAGCCCAAGGACAGGAUAAAAGGGCCUCGGGGCCAGAACACCUCCAUCCACUCCUCUCCUUAGGUGCUGACGACCCUGUGCUGCGUGUGUACAGCUCCUGAAGCCCACCCACCAAGAUGUCCUGCCAGCAGAACCAGCAGCAGUGCCAGUGCCCCGCCAAGUGCCCUGUCCCAAAAUGCCCCCCCAAGUGCCCGCCCAAGUGCCCCCCAGCCCCUCCCUGCUGCGCCCCCAGCUCUGGGGACUGCUGCAGCGCUGGGGCUGGGGGCUGCUGCCUGAGCCACCACAGGCGCCGCAGGUCCCACCGCCGCAGACACCACAGCCCUGACUGCUGCAGCCAGCCCUCGGGGGGCUCCGGCUGCUGCGGAGGGGGCAGCGGCCAGUCCUCUGGGGGCUGCUGCUGACCUGGGCCCUGACCUCUUCUUCUCUCUGAUCUCCAUGAAGGACUGACAGGUCCUGGCAAAAACUAGAGCUCUGGCCUAGUGGAUUCCUCUACCCUAGUGUCCAGAAGCCUCUCUCUAGAACCUAGUUACUGACUUUUUUCCCCAGAUAUGUGGUUGCCUUUGGAAUCCCAAAGAACAGACCCCAUGUCCCUCUGCAACUUAUUGCAUUCUGCUGCCUGAAUUGAAAUAAUAAAUACAAGGUCUGC
Messenger RNA from Hippopotamus amphibius kiboko, 673 nucleotides. RefSeq names its product late cornified envelope protein 1F-like. The record is from RefSeq and is a predicted model, not a curated record. Gene Ontology annotation, biological process: epidermis development. NCBI's taxonomy places the organism in Eukaryota, Metazoa, Chordata, Mammalia, Artiodactyla, Hippopotamidae. The coding region runs from base 144 to 428 and encodes 94 amino acids. The transcript has 2 exons.